Messenger RNA from Cyclopterus lumpus (lumpfish), 2226 nucleotides. RefSeq names its product synaptic vesicle glycoprotein 2C-like. Gene Ontology annotation, biological process: chemical synaptic transmission; transmembrane transport. Gene Ontology annotation, molecular function: transmembrane transporter activity. NCBI's taxonomy places the organism in Eukaryota, Metazoa, Chordata, Actinopteri, Perciformes, Cyclopteridae. The record is from RefSeq and is a predicted model, not a curated record. Gene Ontology annotation, cellular component: membrane. The transcript is spliced from 12 exons. Bases 1 to 2226 code for a protein of 741 amino acids.
AUGGAAGAAACGCAUAACAACCGGACUGCCUUGGCUAAAGGCGCCAAGGACAUCGCUAAAGAAGCCAAGAAGCACGCCGCCAAAAAUGUAAGCAAAGCCGUCGACCGCGCCUCGGACGAGUACUCGACCCACCGCAGCUACAACCGGUUCCAGGACGAGGACGAGGAAGAGAACGCCGGCAACGCGUACGGUCAGCAAGACGGUCACCGCGGCGGCAACGCGGCCGCCGACGUCGACGUCGACGACGACGACGGGGCCUCGAGCGACGCCACGGAGGGCCACGACGACGAAGACGAGAUCUACGAGGGGGAGUACCAAGGCGUGCCGGCACGCGGCGACGGGAAGCCGCGGGACGGCCAGGUGGCGCUGGGCCAGCCGGUGUCCGACAGCCUGAAGAGCCGCAAGGAGCUGGAGAACGAGAGGCAGUCGGACGAGGAGGAGCUCGCCCAGCAGUACGAGCUCAUCAUGCAGGAGUGCGGCCACGGGAGGUUCCAGUGGCAGCUGUUCUUCGUCCUGGGGCUGGCGCUCAUGUCGGACGGCGUGGAGGUGUUCGUGGUGGGCUUCGUCCUGCCCAGCGCCGAGACGGACAUGUGCGUCCCCAACUCGGGCGCCGGGUGGCUCGGUAGCAUCGUGUACCUGGGCAUGAUGUUUGGCGCCUUCUUUUGGGGCGGCCUGUCGGACCGGAUGGGCCGUAAACAGUGCCUGCUCAUAUCCAUGUCCGUCAACGGCUUCUUCGCCUUCCUGUCCUCCUUCGUCCAGGGCUACAGCAUGUUCCUCGUGUGCCGUAUGGUGUCCGGCUUCGGGAUCGGCGGAGCCGUGCCGAUCGUGUUCUCCUACUUCGCGGAGGUGUUGGCUCGGGAGAAGAGAGGCGAGCAUCUGAGCUGGCUCUGCAUGUUCUGGAUGAUCGGAGGGAUUUACGCCUCCGCCAUGGCCUGGGCCAUCAUCCCACACUACGGCUGGAGUUUCAGCAUGGGUUCGGCCUACCAGUUCCACAGCUGGAGGGUGUUUGUGGUGGUGUGUGCGCUGCCGUGUGUCUCUGCAGUGGUGGCUCUCACUUUUAUGCCCGAGAGCCCUCGCUUCUUCCUGGAGACGGGUAAACACGACGAGGCCUGGAUGGUGCUCAAACACAUCCACGACACCAACAUGCGAGCCCGCGGAGAGCCGGAGAGAGUCUUCACCGUGAACCGGAUCAAAGUCCCCAAGCAGCUGGACGAGCUGGUGGAGAUGCAGAACGAGUCGGCCAACCCGGUGCUCAAGGCCCUCCUCAAGAUCAAGACCGAGCUCAGAGGCAUCUGGUUGACUUUUAUGAGGUGCUUCAACUACCCGGUGAAAGACAACACCAUUAAGCUGGCUGUGGUCUGGUUCACUCUGUCCUUUGGGUACUACGGGCUCUCUGUGUGGUUCCCCGAUGUCAUCAAGCACCUCCAGGCCGACGACUACGCCUCCAGGGUGAAGAUCCACAACAGCGAACGCAUUGAAGACUUCACCUUCAACUUCACCCUGGAGAACCAGAUCCACAGAAACGGGGUCUUCCUGAAUGACAGGUUCAUCGGUAUGAAGAUCAAAUCCGUCACGUUCAUCGACUCCUCUUUCCUCAACUGCUUUUUCGAAGACGUCUCCUCCGUGGGAUCCUUCUUCAAAAACUGCACCUUCAUAGACUCCUUCUUCUACAACACGGAUAUCGACGACACCAAACUAACGAACUCCAGAGUGAUCAACAGCUCAUUCCACCACAACAAGACGGGCUGCCAGAUGACGUUCGACGACGACUACAGCGCCUACUGGGUCUACUUCGUCAACUUCCUGGGAACGCUGGCCGUGUUGCCCGGGAACAUCGUCUCGGCCCUCCUCAUGGACAAAAUAGGCCGCCUGAGCAUGUUAGGAGGGUCCAUGGUGCUGUCGGGCAUCAGCUGCUUCUUCCUUUGGUUCGGCACCAGCGAGUCCAUGAUGAUCUUCAUGCUGUGUCUCUACAACGGCCUCAGCAUCUCCGCCUGGAACUCCCUGGAUGUGGUCACCACGGAGCUGUACCCGACCGACAGGAGGGGCACAGGCUUUGGCUUCUGCAACGCCAUGUGCAAGCUGGCAGCGGUGCUGGGCAACCUGAUCUUUGGCUCGCUGGUCGGCAUCACCAAGGCCAUCCCCAUCCUGAUGGCGUCGUCUGUGUUGGUUGGCGGCGGGCUGGUGGGGCUCCGGCUGCCAGACACUCGCGCCAACGUCCUCAUGUAA